This is a messenger RNA of Pezoporus flaviventris, 3517 nucleotides long. RefSeq names its product collagen like tail subunit of asymmetric acetylcholinesterase (gene COLQ). The transcript has 17 exons. Bases 385 to 1755 code for a protein of 456 amino acids. Lineage: Eukaryota; Metazoa; Chordata; Aves; Psittaciformes; Psittacidae. The record is from RefSeq and is a predicted model, not a curated record. Gene Ontology annotation, molecular function: heparin binding.
UUCCUGUUCAUUAUUAUUAUUAUUAUCCAAAGUGCCUUUUUGCUUCUGUUAGCAAAACCAGAAUCCCCCAUGCCCCAGUUUUAGCAGCUAAUGUCCACAAUAGGGGCAACUGAUCCAGCACAGGAGUUAAAUAUAACCGUGUCUAGUGCAAGGAGAAGAUUUAAUGGGAAAUGGUUGUCAUUCUUUCUUCCUAAAGGCACGGGAAGGGGGGGGGGGGGGGGGGGGAGAGAGAGAGAGGGAGACGUACACACAUAGACACACACGCAUCCCACCGCGAAGGAAGAGGCAGAGAGCAGGCAAGGCAGAGAGGGAGCGAGGGUAGAGACAGAGAUCCCCAAAGCAGCCCUGCGCCUCUGAGGUGGAAGCUGCCAGGGCACAGCCAGCAUGUUGGUCCUCAGCCCGCUUGUCUGGGGAUCUUACCUGCAGCUUGUCUUCUGCUUUGCUUUAUCUCAGACUGCGUACGUUGACAAUGUCUUCUCAGUUUCAGCAGAUCUCCCUUGUUUGGAACAGAAGAAACAGCUCAACCUCAGAGCGUGCUGCCUCCUCAUCCCUCCUCCACCGCCCCUGUUCCCACCACCAUCCUUCAGGCAUGGCUGGAACACUAAACUCCUUUCCCUGGAUAUGAAAGAGUUGUGUCAGGAGCACCCGAUAAUACAGGCUCCCUCUCUGCCUAAAUCAUAUUGCCCUGCAGGGCCACCUGGCCCCCAGGGCCCACAAGGGAUUCCUGGUAUAAUGGGACCAAAAGGGGAGAAAGGGGAGAUUGGCAGGCCAGGAAGAAAGGGUAGACCAGGUCCCCCGGGUGUCCCUGGAAUGCCAGGACCAAUAGGAUGGCCUGGACCUGUGGGACCGAAGGGUGAAAAGGGAGAGUUGGGUGUGAUGGGAUUGCCAGGUACAAGAGGACCAAUGGGCUCCAAGGGUUUUCCUGGAACUAGAGGAGAAAAGGGAUCCAGAGGUGACAGGGGUGACAAAGGAGUCAAAGGAGACCAGGGAGAAAUAGGCUUCCCUGGAAUGCUGGGACAAAAAGGAGAGAUGGGCCCGAAGGGACAAUCGGGAGUACCAGGACACAGAGGACCUAUAGGAAGACCUGGAAAACGAGGCAAACAAGGGCUGAAGGGAGACACUGGACCUGCAGGUGUCAUGGGUCCACCUGGAAGGCCUGGUCCUUCCGGCCAGCCAGGCCCCCCUGGACCUUCAGGAUCAGGGCAAUUCGCAAUAGGACCAAAAGGGGAAAGAGGACUUCCAGGACUUCCAGGGAGAUGUCUUUGCAGACCCCCACAACACAUGAGUAACCCGCCAUAUGAGGAAUCUGUGUUUGGACACAGUUAUCCAAAAGUCCCUGUGAUUUUUGUGGUGAAUAAUCAAGAAGAAUUGGACCGGUUAAACACAGAAAAUGCCUUAGCUUUUAGAAGAGAUCAGAGAUCUUUGUAUUUCAAGGAUACCUUUGGAUGGCUCCCAGUCCAGCUAUCCCCUUUCUAUCCCAUGGAUUACCGCUUCGAGGAUGGCAAUACUUGUGGAGAUGGGAUUGUACAGGAUGGGGAAGAGUGCGAUGAUGGCAAUACGGUUGUGACUGAUGACUGUAUAAGAUGCCGCCGUGCUUACUGUGGAGAUGGCUACAGACAUGAAGGGGUUGAAGACUGUGAUGGAAAGGAUUUUGGAUAUUUGACAUGUAAAACAUAUCUCCCUGGGUCUUAUGGAAAAUUGCGGUGCACUUCUUAUUGCUACAUCGACUCUACACAGUGUCGAUACUUCACAUGAGGGGAGCGGAGGUGGGUAGCAUCCCACAUGCAGCGGGGUGCUAGGUGCUACACUGUCAUCUAUCCAAGAAGGACUGGGACAAAAAAUAUACCCACCCACCUCUGUAUGAAAGCAAAGAAAGAGACAUCAUGCUGCUGAUGGCCAUUUUGAGAUGUUUUUCUUUUGUUUUUAAAUUGUCAGAUUGGGAAAAAAAUAGGACCACUGCAUCUUGUCUUAAUAGAGAAAUGUCAAACCGUGUUUGCCAGUAAGACCUUUAUGUGGCUGUGGGUGGCGACUCACCCUCCAUCACAAAUGUCAUGUUAAGCUACUGGAAACUGAGUUUCACUAACCAGGAAUAACGUGUAACAAUUACCUCUUUUUAGCACUGUUAAACCUACAUGUAAGAUCUUCAGGGUUUCUGUCUUUGAACCUCCUAAGCAUAAACACGAAGCAUAUCUUGGAUGCGCUGUUUAUAGAGACUUUCUCUUUUAUUACAAUGUGAACUUUGCAAGUGUUGUAUCCACGAGUGAUGGCUUCAGUGACAUUAAGGGUAACUGUACACCUUCGUGGGUUGAAGGAGCAGAUGCCCUUCAGUAAAUGCUUUCAGGAUCAGAAAUCAGUCAAAAAAACGCUAGUUAUCUUCACCUUUAGGCUAAGAGAUUUGGCUGUGUGCGUCUGCGCGCAUGCAUAGGAAUGCAAUCACAGGAGUCCUGAAACUUCAGACCAGAAGGCCAAAAGGACAAAUGUACUGUGAAAUAACCAAGGAGAUCUCUCCCACGAGAGAAAUCAGACAAGGAGCAAAGAUAAAGAAGGAACACUUUUCCGUAUUUUUCACCUUUGUGCUAAGCUGGCUGGGAUCUGUGUGACCCCAAAGGGGCUGAGACAGCAUUGGUCACCUGCCUGAAACUACAGCAUGACUAUGUACACAUUGCCUUCACUCUGGUUUCUAUACUAGAAGGUCUUCUCGUUUUCAUCCCCUUGUCCAUCCAACCUUCAUCACUGAAUCCCGGUUAUAUGCUGUUCUCUCCCGUUUGUUGUUUCCACCAUUGUGUCUGGGGUACCCCGAGUGUAUGUUCUCACUUUUGUAUUGCUGUAAAUCAGGCCUUGGAGUAGGGUGUUCAUGGAUGCUUAUACAUGCCGUGUAAUGAACAGUGUAAUGUACAUGUAUUUUUGUUUUUAAGAAAGUUUGUUCAACUAUAUUAGCUCUGAUAGGAGUCAGGGUAAUUAUGUACUUAUUUAUUAGUAAGCAUUAAAGAUCAAAUUUCACAUGGGAAGCAUAUUAAAUGUUAUGUGUGAAAGAGUCUAUAACAGAGAAAAAUGAAGCAAUAGAUGUGCAGAAUACGGGACUAAAAACCUCAAAUCAAGGUGUUAUUUUCAUACAAGCCCCUCUUUCCUGCUUCACGAUCAAUGCUGCACACAACUGUUUGAAAUGCAAGAGUUAUCUGUACCAGUGACAGCACUGUAACAGCCGCACUCACACUGGUACUGCUGUAAAGGUUAAAUAAAGGUGGGUGUUGUGUUAUAAUGAUAAUGCAUUAAAGCAAUUGAGAAAUGCACACAGCUUUCGCCACCUGUAUAGCAGUCUUUAACUCCGCAUAUCCAAAGUGAUACUGGAAACAACAAAACCCACAGUUGGUGUGCUCUUUGUGGCUAUCACUUACUUGGGCUGUUUAUGUUGUUAUGAAGCCAAGCCACCAGCAUCUGUAGCCCAGUUCAAAAUUUUCCAUCUGGUUGCUUUUCUUCUUUUUAAAUAGAGGUCUUAAUAAAAGGUCAAGGAACCACU